Peromyscus leucopus (white-footed mouse) is the source of this 1466-nucleotide messenger RNA. RefSeq names its product keratin-associated protein 10-7-like. The record is from RefSeq and is a predicted model, not a curated record. Gene Ontology annotation, cellular component: keratin filament. Bases 405 to 1172 code for a protein of 255 amino acids. Lineage: Eukaryota; Metazoa; Chordata; Mammalia; Rodentia; Cricetidae. The transcript has a single exon.
UACUGGCCUGAGGACCUUGUUCUCCCGCCACUACUUCUUGAGAGGGGACGGGGUCCUGGCAGCUGGCCAUGGCCGGAUGACAUCCCUGCUGCCAUAGGAUGGCUGGGAGAGUCCCACCAGUGACACCCCAACCUCACUGCUCACAGAGCCUCACCUAACUGCCCCACCUCUGUCCCCAGCACCACCCACUGGCAGGAGGCAGACAGGCCUGACAACAACAUCCCAGACAAACAAACCCCUGAUGAUGACCACGAGCCACACCAACAAGGAAGGGAGGCCAAGCCAGACAACAACAGCACAGGGGGAUAAAAGCUGACGGCCCAGCACCUCACACACACUCACACUCAACACUCACUCACUCACUCACUCACUCACAAACUUACUCUCCUCCAGCCAACCCUGCCAUGGCCGCCUCCACCAUGUCUGUCUGCUCUGACGCCUGUACCAACUCCUCCUGGCAGGUGGACGACUGCCCAGAGAGCUGCUGUGAGCCUACCUGCUGUGCCCCCAGCUGCUGCCAGUCCAGCUGCUGUGUGCCCAGCUGCUGCCAGUCCAGCUGCUGCCAGCCCAGCUGCUGUCAGUCCAGCUGCUGCCAACCCAGCUGCUGUGCCCCAGCCUCCUGCCUGACCCUCAUCUGCACCCCAGUGAGCUGUGUGUCCAGCCCCUGCUGCCAAUCUGUCUGCUGCACACCCUCAUGCUGCCAACAGUCUAGCUGCCAGCCAGCUUGCUGCACCUGCUCCCCCUGCCAGCCGUCCUGUUGUGUGACUCUUUGCUGCAAGCCUGUCUGCUGCACACCCAUCUGCUCUGGAUCCUCCUCAUGCUGCCAGCAGUCUAGCUGCCAGCCCUCAUGCUGCCAAUCUUCCUGCUGUGUGCCUGUCUGCUGCAAGCCUGUCUGCUGCACACCCAUCUGCUCUGGAUCCUCAUGCUGCCAGCCAUCCUGCUGUGUGCCUGUCUGCUGCAAGCCUGUCUGCUGCAAGCCCUGCUCCAGCAUUUCCCUGCUCUGCCGCCCUGUGUGCAGGCCUGCCUGCUGUGUGCCCACCUCCUCCUGCUGUGCCUCCUCCUGCCAGCCCAGCUGCUGCAAGCCCUGCUCCAGUGUGUCCCUGCUCUGUCGCCCUGCCUGCUCCCGCCAGGCCUGCUGUGGCCUCUCCUCAUGCCAGAAGUCCAGCUGCUGAUGGACCCAUCUGCUCCCUGCUCAUGUCCUGCUCCCCAAUCCCUCUCAGCCUCUUUAGUCUGCUCCUGAUGUGGGAUCCCCCCAGGACAGAACCCCAACAUGUUCCCUACACUGACCUGACCUGACUUCCUGUCUCCCAGGAGCUCCCCUGCACCCUGGGUCAGUGUCCCUCUUCACUGUCCCUCUGCCCUGGUCACUUGUCUUCAGCUUUAGUCCUUCAGAGUUCAGAACAUCAAUAAACUCUUCUCACUGCCUGGAUCUCUUCUCAUGCUGUGAGAAAUGCGACUUAAGUCCA